UCCCAACGGCCCAAGCCGGCCUGGUCGCUACGGAAAUCAUCAUUCUUUAUUCAUCAUAGCUGUUCCCGUAGCGUCUUCACAGUCUGUACCUGGUGCGGUGUGUGUUUGGUAAAGACGCAGUUGUUACCGUUCAUCUGCGAAGAAGAGGUACAGCUCUAUUGUGUUUGAUAGCAGUUUUGUACACUGUAGUCUCCUGGGCAGCAUAUCCUUGUCCCAGAACCAGAGAAAGUAGACCUGUUCAGUAUCAUCCACUAGUACAUGUACUGGAGAAAUCACUGUCGGUUCGUGUGUCCGUCGGUGACUAACGAAGUCUGGACGACCACGUAACAUCGUUGUUUUCUCUCGAGUCAGCGUAAUGGGUUGAUGAUAAGCCACUAGUGCGACUUGUGCUGGAAAUACGAAGCUGCACUGUAUCUGCGGCUAUCCGCGGUGUUCACGGCAAGAACGAUGCCGUUUGACUUCUGGGAUGAUGUUGUGCUGCCAGGAUGGCAUGACAUAGCUCAAUGCAAGAUUGCGCAUCAAUCAGUCAAGAAUGGAGUCAUGGCAACUGAUGAACAUCAUCCACGUAUCAGCAGAGAUCCCAUUCUGAAGAGACAUGUGUUGGGUUCGAAGGACGACUACGCCAUCGCUAAUAGUAGUUCAGAAGAGGACAGGUUGGCCAGCUAUGUUGCCUGGUUGAUUACCUACAAGAGAGGACCAUCAGGUGUCCAGAACUUCAUUCAAGCCAUCCAGUCUUCACCUUUCCCGUCCAAUGGUGUUGUUGGUGGAGUGCUGGAGAGAAUUUGGAAAGCUCGUAAGAAUGAUCAUCCUGAUGAAGAUGUCAAGGAUCCAUAUUUCAUCACAAGGGUUGUCAAGAGCAACCUACCACAGAUCAUCGCCAAACUAGCGACUGUACCAGAUAUAGUGCUCACUGAAGUAUUUGGAUAUGCCGACGUGGAUGAAGAGCGUAUCAGCACUUAUCGAACGGCAUGUGAGGUGGCCGGUCAUGUACGUGAUCUUCCACUUUGCUGUCAAUCAGCAAUUGGGGGGUGUUUACUGUACCCAGUGGGCAGCUUUGUGCUUCUCUUUUAUGAGUUGCACCGUCCUGAGCUCACUCAACGACUGGAUAAAGAUUUCCGGAUCAAGAUCGACCAUGAGGCAGGAUGUGAUGGGAGUAGUCUUGUCCAACUGUUGACUUUGGCUAUUGAUUCACAGAGAGAGGCAGGUACCGCAAUGUCAAUGAUGAAUGAUGAAGGUGUGAUUGCAGUGAGAGAAGGACCAGGAGAUGCAGUUGAAGGUCAGUACUGUCCUUGUAGUGGUCCUCCAUUAAUGCACGGCCCUAUUUUAGGGGAAUGCAUACUCAAAGUUUGUCAGCCCGAGCCUUACGCUCGCAUUCCAGCGCAAGCUUUACAGCGUCCUGUACAUUAGGACUGCCUUUCUCAGCGCGGCGAAAACUGAGCGUCCAUAGAGUUAACGAGGAAAUUCUCAGCCUGACAAUAAAUCCCACUGAAAAUUUGAGCGCUGUGGAAAUCAGUGCCCACAAAGUCAGUACAAAAUACACCAGUGGUAGAGAAAGGCGCGCGGUUAAAGGGGAA
Molecule: messenger RNA, 1574 nt
Organism: Sycon ciliatum
Lineage: Eukaryota; Metazoa; Porifera; Calcarea; Leucosolenida; Sycettidae
Exons: 4
Coding region: 448-1407 (319 amino acids)
Source: RefSeq, a predicted model, not a curated record